CCUCACAACUGAUGACGCAAUCCAGUGAAAGUGUGCAUCGGCACGCGCGCGUCGCGCAGACAGCAGAGAGCAGGCGCAGCGGCAAGACUGCAUUCUGACCAACUACACCUCGAUCACACACCCAUACACAGCUCCUGAACCAACCUAAACAUGGUCGACCGCGAGCAGCUGGUCCAGAAAGCCAGACUGGCAGAGCAGGCUGAGAGAUAUGAUGAUAUGGCUGCUGCCAUGAAAUCGGUAACGGAACUGAAUGAGGCCCUUUCGAACGAGGAGAGGAACCUGCUCUCUGUGGCCUACAAGAAUGUAGUGGGCGCGCGCCGCUCCUCCUGGCGCGUCAUCUCCAGCAUCGAGCAGAAGACCUCCGCUGACGGCAACGAGAAGAAAAUCGAAAUGGUCCGCGCUUACCGUGAGAAAAUCGAGAAGGAGCUAGAGGCCGUUUGCCAAGACGUGCUCAACCUCCUCGACAACUUCCUGAUCAAGAACUGCAACGACACCCAGCACGAGAGCAAAGUCUUCUACUUGAAGAUGAAGGGCGACUACUACCGUUACCUGGCGGAGGUGGCCACGGGUGAAAAGAAAGCCACGGUGGUGGAGUCUUCUGAGAAGUCCUACAGCGAGGCCCAUGAGAUCAGCAAAGAGCACAUGCAGCCUACGCACCCCAUUCGUCUGGGUCUGGCGCUCAAUUACUCCGUCUUCUACUACGAGAUCCAGAACGCACCUGAGCAGGCCUGCCAUCUGGCCAAGACGGCUUUCGACGACGCGAUCGCCGAACUGGACACCCUGAACGAAGACUCCUACAAAGACUCCACGCUCAUCAUGCAGCUCCUGCGAGACAACUUAACGCUCUGGACGAGCGACCAACAAGACGACGAGGGAGGCGAAGCCAACAAUUAAGCGCUGAAGAUGAAAAGAGAAGAUCUUUAAGACCCUUAUCCUCUCAGCCGUAACAUAAAACACGCGUGCUCACACAACAAAGAAAAACAAAAAAAAGUAUAAGUUACAUGAAAAAUUCACAAAAGGGCGGCAUGAUGGAACUGUGUCAGCCACGUUUGCUGAUAGCAAAGCAGCGCAGUUUUCUUUAUUACCCACGAAAUUACAAGUGACAGAAAUAUGCUACUUAUAAAGAAUGGUAGGUUUAAAAAAAUUAAGAAGUAGCUUAAAAAGAAUAAAUUGAAUCUUUCUUUCGGUGACGUUUACUCAACACAAGCUUGUCGGUACAUACGUCGUUUCUAAAUGACUAAAGGGUUACGCUAAACCCGCUGGCAUAGGGACUGUUCUCGUAGCGUAAUACGAAGCGGAGCUGCUUAUAUUCAUUUACAUUGUAAGUAAAGAGUACUUUAAAGCAUCAAAAAGGUGGGCUUAAAUGACUAAAAAAUCUUUAAGUGAAAACUUGAAUGUUGUCGCCUCGCAAAAGUAGAUAUUUGCAAACAGGCUGCACUGAGCGUAAACGGUCGUGUUUUUGUCUGAUAUAUAAGUUUAUAGGGAUUCUGCACCCACUAGUGUUUAGAAAGUCGUUUACAUCGGACUGGUUGUCUGUGCCAUUUAUGAUACACAUCAUCAUUAUUAUGCAUCUCACCACGGAACCACACGAAACUACUGUAUUACAGUAACGUUGAUUAGGUGUGCAAAAAUAACACAGUUAUGAGUUCCCUUGUACACGAAUCGCCUUUUCAGUCCAAAGCUAAAUCCGUUUUACAGUCGUUAUUAUUAUCAUUAUUGUUAUGGAUGCCGUUUCAAAAAUGGUCAAGCCUGAUCCACAUUGUAUGAGAAAAUUUGAUUUGAUUUUAAUGCACUGAAGAAUAGUUCUAAAUAUUAUAGAUAAAACAAUCAAAUGAUGGUACAGGCGAAAAAUAAAAGUUAUAAAAAGAACAAAAAAACUAAAAUUCCAAUGCUUGAAAAAAACUAAAGAAUGCGAGCACUCUAAAGUAAUCCCUAAUCACUUGGUUUAAUACACUCAAUUAAUAUUACUGGUACCAUAGACUAUUUUUUUGUUGUUCAGUUAAUUUAUUUUAAGUUUUUGACAGUGCACUGGCAUAAAAUCACUUUUGUUCUCUUUUUUUUUUUAUUCUCAUGAAAUGCACUUGCGUAUUAUACUGUUUCUCAAUGUAGGACGAUUACAGCUCCAAUAUUCUUGAUAAUACAAUAUUGUGCAUGCUGGUGAUGUAUUUAUAUACCAUAGCUCGACUUUAAAAUUUGUAGAUGUUAUGUAUUCAUAUGAACAAAAAAUGACAUGAAUUUAAUCUGAUUAUUUUCUAUUUAUUACUUUUGGAUUAUUUCAAUGUUAUGACUUUUUCUUACAUAUUUGUUCCUUGCUGAAGUACGCUAUACCAAAACAGUGCGUGUUUACCAUGAAAUAAUCUGUUAUGGAUGUUGCUCUAGUGACAUGCGAUUCUUGUAUUCUGUUUUUAAAAAACAAAAAGAACAAAAAGUGAAAAGACAAAAAAAAGAGAGAGAGAGAAGAAACCAUUAAAUUGUGAAAUGAUUAAUGUUGUUCUUAAAAUAUUUUUUUUCUGUGCUUUCUUCUGUCAAAUUCUACUGUGAGAUUUUUUAAGGUUUGCUGUAAUAUCAGUGUUUGGUUUUUUCCCUCCUCUGAAUAUGGGAUUCACUCAUGGAACAUUACCUAUUCUUAUGAUUUCUGUUUUCUUUCUUUCUCUCGUCUACUGGUAUCUUAAAUGUGAGUCAUGUAGCGGUUGCACAAAAGAAACAUAAUGAUAAUAAUAAUGAUAAUUAAAAAAAAAUAAAACAUGACUGUGCUCUUCUAACCACCA
Carassius auratus (goldfish) is the source of this 2768-nucleotide messenger RNA. It is a transcript of the gene ywhag1, whose product is annotated as 3-monooxygenase/tryptophan 5-monooxygenase activation protein, gamma polypeptide 1. The record is from RefSeq and is a predicted model, not a curated record. The transcript has 2 exons. Lineage: Eukaryota; Metazoa; Chordata; Actinopteri; Cypriniformes; Cyprinidae. The coding region runs from base 151 to 894 and encodes 247 amino acids.